UAUGGAUUAUAUGUGUAGAUGUUUUUUAUUUCCUAAUAACAUAACUAGAUGGCGACAUGAUCACUUCCUCAUGAAACAUGGCGGACUGCAAGGAGAACAAAGAAGAGACAAAUCGACCAUCCUAUAUUUUAAAAGUAGAUCCACCGCAAGAGUCGUCGGGAGAUUCACCAGAAAAUUCUACUAGUGAAGAAAUGGAGAGCACAUCGACAGAGAACAAUACCCAGGAAUCACCGUCGAGUUCUACCAAACCAGUGUUAGCUGCUUCAAAGUUUGGAACGUCAUUUGGGUGUAAUGACUCUUUUAAAAACUUAGUUAAGAAAAAAAAGUCUUUCACGUUGUGGCCCUCUCAGUUGGGCACAGUGACGAACAAUCAGCCCACCACUAAAAUAUAUUUACAACCAGCCAAGUUUCAGAAUCCGUUUGCAAAGAUCUCAGAUACGCUUGUAAACGAAAAAAAUAAGGAAAAAGAAGAAGAAAGCAACAAAACGGAAACAAAAGAAGAGAAAAACAAAGAGGAAAAGGAUAAAAGUGAGGAGAAGAAUGAUAAAAGUGUGGCAGAGGAAGCUAAAAGUGAAGUAAAGGAAAUUAAGAGUGAGGAAACUAAGAAAGAGGACAAGCCAACGGAGGAAAUAAAGUCUACUUUCCUAGUGCUGGGUACAAGCGCAAAGGACAGUGUAAAUACUACGGUGGCGCCUUGUACUUCAGAACCAAAUUUUGUCUUUGGUCAAAACCUACAGGAACGCGUUAUGAUCGCGAACGAUGCGGAAAGCUCCGAGAAAACGAAAGGUGAAGACAAAAAGGAGAAGAAAGAUGAAAGCACAAAUGCAAACGGCUCGACGGAGCUUCUCUUUUCCAAUGCGUCAGCGGCGUGUCGUACUACCUCAAAACCAGGACUAACAUUAACCGAAGCAGCUCAAGAACUAGAAGAAGCAAAUCGUGCUAAUAAGAGGAAAUACAGUCAAAUAACACCGCUAACCGGCGAAGAGGGCGAAACGAACAUCCUUCAGAUAAACUGCAAGUUCUUUGCGUUCGAUAAGGCUAGUAGCGGCUGGCAGGAAAGAGGUAGAGGCACUUUAAGACUAAACGACCGCGAUGAAGAAUCUCGGCUGGUAGGACGUACGGCAGGGACCCAGAGAUUAAUUAUGAACACGAAAGUGUGGCCGGGAAUGACGGCAGAACGAGCAGCGCCGAAAUCCUUGAGGUUAACUGCGAUGGACGUUCAAGGAACUAUCAGAAUUUUCAUUGUUCAAGCAGCGCCGAAGGAAGUGGAAGAGCUUCACAACUUGUUGCAACAGCGGCUGAAACGUGCUCAGGAACGCCAGCCUAAGAAACUAGCAACCGACCACUGACAACCAAUCAGUCGUCCCUGCGACCUGUUCGCUAAUUACCAUCUAAAUUUGCGCGACACAGAAGUUGCUAACACGUGAGACCAAGAUUAGGGAAACUACGUUGAAGCUAUCAGGCCCUAUUUGUUUCUAGAAUAAUUUGUACACAAUAGAACUGUGGCUAUGAUUUGCGCCUUUUCCCCCUGUUCUCAAGUUUUCAAAGCGGUACACUGAUAUUCGCAAACUGACAGACAGCGAAGACAAAGAAAAAAGAGGCGAGAAAAUGAAUCCUUUCUGAUGUAUAUUUUUUAAUCAUUCCCAAUUGAUAACUCUUCUUUUACGUGGAUUUCAAGCGUUUUUUAAAAGUAACUAGGAAAACCACUAGCUAGGGAAUUUUGAUAAUAGCAAAAUGCAAACACACACAAACACACACGUGCGCGAAUACACACACAAUCAGUCACGAAAUCGCUCAAUAGAUUUAAAUGAAGAGCGGUAUUUUUUUUUCUUUAAUUUUCUUUUUUUUUUCUUCUAUUGAUGAAAGUCUUUUUUGUAAGAAUUACUUGGAUUUUUAUCGUAGAGAUGUUCGUAUCGAUUUAGAAUUCUCUAUUUCUUACCUUCUAUAUAUAUAAUAUAUAUAUAUACAUAUAAAUAUAAAUAUAUAAAUAUUGUAAUUUUUAAGAAGAUUACUGUUAGUUCCAUUAUUUAAGAUGUAGAUUCGCCGUAGGCGAAAGUAACAGCUCUGCACAUGUUCAUCGACGAGGAGACCCAUACGGGAUAGGUCCUAACGUGAGAUUCUAUCGCGAGCACAAAUUGUUCCACGAUCGAAUCUGUAACUAUUUGUUACUUCUCUACUGUACAUAGCGCCGAAGACGAUCGGACAGCUUCCUCGUUGUAUUUUCGUGUGUGUAUCAUAUGAAAAGGCUGUGUGCGAAGCGGCUUCUCUAAUUUUCUUCAACGAUAUUUAUCAACACGACGAUCUUUCCACGAGAGGGAUCUCUUUUCUUGUUCCACCAGAAAAAAAAGAAUCAGUCACGAAAGUCCCUGUUGUAAAAUGCAAUGCGUAUAGAUAAAGAAACAGCAGAGAUACUACUUAAUACUUAAGACAAAGAGAAACGCUAUUCACAAUAAUUAAAAAAAAAAAAAAAAAAAAUGAAUCAUGGGGAAAUCACCACUGUUUUGCCGUACUUGAUACCUAAGGAAACAGAACUUAUUGUACACAUCGUUAAUUAUAUGAAAAGAAAUACAGUCGUUUGCAUAAAACAAGA
Molecule: messenger RNA, 2590 nt
Organism: Frieseomelitta varia
Lineage: Eukaryota; Metazoa; Arthropoda; Insecta; Hymenoptera; Apidae
Gene: RanBP3
Product: ran-binding protein 3
Exons: 4
Coding region: 78-1349 (423 amino acids)
Biological process (GO): protein export from nucleus
Cellular component (GO): nuclear pore; cytoplasm
Molecular function (GO): GTPase activator activity
Source: RefSeq, a predicted model, not a curated record